GCUGCAGCGCCAGAAGUGGUGCGGUUCAGGGGAAGAGAAGGCCGUUACAUUUGCACAAAGGCUUGGUCAAAAAGUGAUACAGUGCCACAGUCUACGCAGAAGCUUCUGAAAAUCUCAAAACAUGAUACAGACAUAAAACGUCUAAUCAUAUUGAACUUUCUCUCUUUUCUUUAACAAAUCUGCCAUGGUUGAUAAUAUAUCUGCAUUACACAGUAACAUCGAUCCAAAUUCUUUAGUACAUAAAGGAAAGAAUUUUGAUCAUUUGCGCAAGGUCAAUGACUACAAAGUGAAGGAAUUGAUCAAGCAAUUAAAACUGACGUCUGAGCUUCCUCUGAUUGAGACCCUAUCGCAGUCAUUCCCUCCCAACAGUGAUGAUGUGAGAGCAGAACAAACUGAAGAAACGCAGCUGUUAAACUCUGGACAAUCCAAGGUAAAGGAUUUGGCUCUGUCGAUAACUCCGGCGGUAUCUUUGGAAUUACAGUUGGGAUUUGCUAAGAUGACCAUUAACUUGGAUAAAGUAAUUGAUGAAUUGGGCAUCAGUGUAGCUAAACUGGCCAUUGGUAUAUGGGGAGGUGCACGCACGAGAAACGCACCUGAUAUCACGGUUUUUGGCUAUUAUCUACCCUUACUGAAGCCAUUUAUUAAUCUUGGUCAGCCUAUGUCAUAUGAAAGCUACGAGAUUUUCUCUGAAGGGGAGUUAUUGCUUACAAAUCCAAGCGUAACGUUUGAAUAUUGGACGACAACAAUGCCAAUAUUUAAUGCAAUCGUGUUUUGUGGACGUGCGAUUGGAGCAAGCGAUCUCAGUGCGGGAACAACAAUCAGAAGUGGUUUUAUUCAUGGGUUACUUCCAGUUGGGGCAAUUGGUAUUGGUCGCAUGCAGGCUUUGAAUUUUCUGUCAGAAAUCGUUAAUGAACUUUGGAUAAAGGGAGGAUCUGGUCAAGAUGAUCCAAUGUGGCAAGAGUGGUCAAAGAAAUUUGUACGCUCUAGUGGAUGCAAGGCUACUGUCAUUCGUGAUCUGGUACGACUAGCGAAGGAAGGCAACGAAGCAGCAUUACAGGUAUCUGAUAUUUGCACUGCUGCGGUGGCAUUUGGAUUAGCUCAGGUCAAUCUUUGCAAGAUUAUGGCCCUGGACUUUGGAUCAGGUCCCAGAAUCUACAGAGAAAGUGACUCCGGUUUCAAAGGACUCAAAUUGGAAGCAUCAGUACGUGAAAACAGUUAUAUUCCGUACCCUUACGAUGAGCGAUCCAUUAUGUUCCGCUCCUGUGGAGUUCCAGAAGAAUCAUUGGAAGUAUUGGUAAACUGGUUGGACAAUGAAAUCGCAAACACGACACUACUUGGAAUUGAAAACGGUGACCCCCCUGGUACGGUCAUAAUGGUACCAAGCUUUUGGUCAUUGGUGAGAACAGGCGCAAUCAAGUCCUUGGGACCUAUGGUAAAGAGAAUUGGUAUGGACAUCGCAGAAAAUUGCAUGGUUUGCGAAGGAAGUUGCACAAGCUUGGUGCACAAAGCCUCUCUUGGAACAUACGUCGGCUGCCGUACUGUCCUAUUUCUUAAUAUGCUCGUCUCUGUCUACGUUGGCGGUGUUCUGAAAAAAGCUGGUAUGGCCAUUGACCUGUGUCUACUCGCUGGUGAUCUGCCAAGAACCGUCAAAAGUCUAUGGGAGCUAAGCAAACAUGAUACCUUUGGACUUGCAUCAUUUUUGACUAGCUGGUAUGUGCUACGUUCCGGCGAAGAGGCUCCUCAUAUGGACUAUGGCACAGUAUUAGGGCUUGAAAUGGAUGGUCAGAUCCAUGGUCUACGAAAUGCAGUAAAGCCAGGAACGACAGGAUCUCCUUUGGUUAGCUUUGGGGGUCACAUACAACAUGGAGCGCAUACGUUUGCCUGUCUUGUAUUCGGCGAAAGAAACGAGCUUCGUCAUGAUCUAAGCAAGGCCCAUCUCUCGGUCAUCAAAGAGCAACCACCCGAUGUGACCCCAGCGCCAGCUUUAUUCGUUCGACCAGAACCAAAUUACAUUGCGGUUGACACUUUCCUGAUAUAUUCUGGAGAAGAACAAUUACAAGUAGACCUCGGUGCAUACGUGAAUAUGACGAACGUGCACAGAUGCGGCGAAACGGCUGUAGAAAUGGCAGUUCCUUUACAGGUUUCCCAAUGUGUCAACGGAUACAGUGUCGUGGACCUCCAUGAAGCAUUUCGGUUUGUACUUUAUACAUAUGGCAAAGAAACUUUACAAUCAUGGAUAUAUGGUGCGUUUCCUCCUGGAACGGCGUGGUUCCAAGGCUGUAGGCCUUUGCAUGCAGCUCUUGCGCUUGUUGGUCCGGGCGAAAUACUGAUCCAAGGAGGGCGCAAGAAUCUGAUAAAGGAAUGAAGAGGAAGCUCGUGUUUUUGCGUGUCAAUUACGCUGUGACUUGUCAAACGUUCACGUUGUUUUAAAUUGAAUAAUUGAAUAAAUAUAAACUAUUAAGUUAUUGUUGUUGAAGUAAA
Molecule: messenger RNA, 2481 nt
Organism: Halteromyces radiatus
Lineage: Eukaryota; Fungi; Mucoromycota; Mucoromycetes; Mucorales; Cunninghamellaceae
Exons: 1
Coding region: 185-2365 (726 amino acids)
Source: RefSeq, a predicted model, not a curated record